This is a messenger RNA of Alternaria atra, 525 nucleotides long. RefSeq lists its product as uncharacterized. The record is from RefSeq and is a predicted model, not a curated record. The transcript has a single exon. NCBI's taxonomy places the organism in Eukaryota, Fungi, Ascomycota, Dothideomycetes, Pleosporales, Pleosporaceae. Bases 1 to 525 code for a protein of 174 amino acids.
AUGGUUGACGUCGAAACCUUUGCCGACCCGCAAACCAAACAAUGGACCAAAGGACAAGUCAAAGCCCAGUUCCAAUUCAACAGUCAACCUCUCAUAUGCUGUCCUCUUCUCCCAGCGCCCUUCGUUCCUACCGCUGUCAUCGAGAUCAAUAAUACACGCAACAACAUACCUGCUAUACAAUACUACAUAGCGGAAAACCCACACUGGCUCGCCCACCGGAUCCUCUUCCAAGCCCAAUUUGUGUCAGCCACCCGCUUCACCACGGAAGAAAGCUACUUUUUCGCGGAAGAGGGCGAGCCAACAGUCCAGUUCAACGGAAGGCCGUUGACGGAGGCAGAGCGCAUGCAGCUUCAUCAUGAGCCUGAAAAGAUGGAUAUGAAAGACUUCCAGCCCACAGAAGUGAAGAUGAAGAGGGGGAUUGUGAUGAUAAUUCCGCCUUACACGGUUUACUGUUUCUUGGUGACAGACGAUUCGCUGAUCACGGCAGGAGGUAUCGUUCCGAGGGGUGAUGAAGGGCUCGUCUGA